Messenger RNA from Plutella xylostella (diamondback moth), 1774 nucleotides. It is a transcript of the gene Rlb1, whose product is annotated as lysine-rich basic protein Rlb1. NCBI's taxonomy places the organism in Eukaryota, Metazoa, Arthropoda, Insecta, Lepidoptera, Plutellidae. Gene Ontology annotation, cellular component: nucleus; 90S preribosome. Gene Ontology annotation, biological process: maturation of SSU-rRNA. The record is from RefSeq and is a predicted model, not a curated record.
CAGUGUGUGUGCACCUUUUCGUUCGUUAUGUCAAUGUCAUUGUCAGUGUCAGUUUUGAUUCAGCACUGUGGCACAUAAAUUUGAGGUUAUUUCAGGUUGAAAACAUAGUAUCAUAGUAGUUCUAAAUGGUGAAAUAAGUUAAUUAUUAUAAAAUACAUGUGAAAACGUUGAUUAGUUUACCAACAAGACAGGUAAAACCUCAAGAUGGAAGUAGGGGCAGUGAAACAGGCUUAUAAUAAUGAGGUGAUUCACCUGAAAAAGAAAUUGAAUCAGGCCAAAAUACAAGUAAUACACAAGCUUACAAGAAAGGCUAAAACAUUUGCGGAGAAGAAAUGUCCCGAAAAGUUAAAGGAAAAACUUAACAGAAAAGCUAAAUCCGCUGUUAAUGAAGUACUCAUUAUUAAGAAAAUCACCAAUAAAGAAUUAGCCAAGUUUGCUGUGACACAUAAGGGUGAACUGAAAGAUUAUUUGAACAAACCAGAGGUCAACAAAGAAAAAGCUUGUGCUAGGCUCUUACUACAUAAAACCUUGGAGGACAAGUAUGAUUUCUUUAGAAGUAGAUUCUCAAAUAUGCCCAUAGAAGAUCUUGUCAUGUCAAGAGAGGAAAGAAGAAAAAUUAAGAAAGAAGAAAAAGAGAAACAAAAGUUGAAAAAGAAAGCAAAAGAAGAAAAACAGAAAUUAAAAGCUAUGAAAACUGAUGGUGACUGGAAAGUUGAAGAUUUGCCUUUGAUACCAAACAAAACUGUAAUGGACGAAGCAGAUGACAAAAUCGAUGUUUCAAUGGAUGACAAUAAUGAUGCAAGUGAUUUAAGUGAAAAAGAAAGUGAUAAUGAUAACAGCUUACAAAAAAGUAGUUUAAAUGAUAGUAUCGACGAUGAUGAUGAUGAUGCUGAUGAGGACGAUGAUGCUCAUCAUGAUGAAGAUGAUAAUAUUGAAAUUGAUAGUAAUAAUUUACAAAAAGAAGAAAGCGAUUCAGCUGCAAGUGACUUAGACAAUGAUACAAAUGAAGAUAUAACUGAAACUAAAGUGCAAUUAAAAUCACCGAAGUUGUCAGAAGAAUUGAACAUUAAACCGAGCAAAUGUAAACUUAAUGGGGUAAAGAAACCAAUUUCAGAAAAGAAACCACAGAAAGAAGAUAAUAGAAAGAAAUUACCCAAAAAAGUGAAAGAAAGUAACAAACAUAAAAACUUUGCUGAGAAAAUUAUGUCAAAGAAGUUCAAGAAAGACAUAGAUGAGAAACCAGUGGCUGAAAACAAAAUAGUUGAUCCAUUCUUUGUUACUGCGACUGGUGACAAAUACAUGUCUUUAGCUGAACCCAGAGCACCGGACGAAAUAUUAGAAGUACAUAGACAAGGAAAUAGACAAAUGAGAAGAGCGAAAAUGUUUGGACAUGAGCUCAAAUUCAAACCUAGGAAAACUAAUAACUAUAAUAAUAGAGAUGGGUUUAGUCAAAAAGGUGAUAAGUUCAAUAGAGAAAGUAAAUUCAAUGGUUCUUUCGAUAAACAGAACAGGAACAAUUCUAAGUUUGAUAAACAAAAUGGCUUCAAUUCUAAUAGAAGUGAUAAAUCAUUUGCUAACAGUAAACCAGAUUCUUGGCAACAGACUCGCAGAGAUGAAAGUAGGAAUAAUUCAUCACAAUCUAAAACUGAACUAUCUGUACCCGAAAAAUUGCAUCCUUCAUGGGAGGCCAAGAAAAAGAAAUCAGGUAUUUUACCGUUUGAAGGUAAGAAAAUUGUAUUUGAUUGAGUUUAAUAAUAAAUAUAGAUAUUUUUUA